Messenger RNA from Loa loa (African eye worm), 2370 nucleotides. RefSeq lists its product as hypothetical. The record is from RefSeq and is a predicted model, not a curated record. Bases 1 to 2370 code for a protein of 789 amino acids. The transcript is spliced from 16 exons. Lineage: Eukaryota; Metazoa; Nematoda; Chromadorea; Rhabditida; Onchocercidae.
AUGUGUAUACGAAAAUUCCAUACAAUCCAGAACGGUUCAUUUUUUCAAAGAAUUGAGGUACCAUCACCGUUGCGAUGUGCGGAACGAUGCAUUGAUCAUAUUGAACAUUGCAAAGCUGCAUUGUUCAUCCCCGAAGAAAAUGAGAAUAGAGGUUCCUGUCAAUUGUAUGAUGCAAAUUCGAAUUCCAGUGGCAACGAUAUUACACUGAAUAUUUCUUUAAGUCCAAUAAGUACAGUAUUCGAAGUUCUUGAUAAAUGUCUGGCAACAAAUGGUGGCGUAAAUUCCGGAAGUGGUUUGUUGGAAACGAUAAAAUUAGAAUUAAAGCAGAAACUUGAAUCAUGGUCUGAUUCAGAACCGCCAUCUUCGCUAACAGCAGUGCAACGUUCUAAAAAUGACAGGUCCACCAGAAAGAGAACGAGUGGACCGGACAGACAAGUAAUUGGUGGGUUAGUGUCAUUGGCUAAAAAUGAUUUGAAUCCUUCGUCUUCAUCUUACGCCAACAAACGAUUACCGUAUGCAAAUCAUCACUCAUCUACUUUACUGCAAACAUCCAAUACCAACAACAAUUAUUUACCAAAACAGGGUUACUCGCUUCCAACCAAUGGAAUAGCGCUUCCACCACCGAUUAAACCGGUUUCUGUAAGCCAUGGUCGACAAGAAGCAGUUUAUAGUAGAUGUCAAGGAGCAAAUUGUUACGCACCAUCAAUAGCUUACCUCCAAAAAACGGGCAGCAGCUGGCCAUGUUCAGCUUAUUCCCCACCUUGCGAGCCGAAAAGACCUGAUCCUUGCUUUGCUAUAUGCCCGCAAGGAACCAUUGUUUCUCCCAAUUCAAUGCCCAAAACAACAUUGUUCAAUGAGGAAUGGUCAGGUAGCUAUGUCAACAAACAACAACCAUCCAAUGAACCUAAACAAAAUGAAGAACUUUUCAAAUCGCAAGAUGUAUCUCUUAGUCCGAUACAAUCACUGUCAACACAAGUGCAACCUACAGAGAGUAUGAUCAUUUCCUGGUCAGAAUGGUCACCACAAACUUCAUGUUCGGUUACUUGUGGGAUAGGCAUCACCACGCGGAGACGAUUUUGCUCAGUCGAUGGACAAUGUUCAGGUGAAUCUAUAAAAGAAGAACUGUGCAGUAAUGGUCUAUGUCCGGAAUGGAGGCCUUGGUCAGAAUGGACUGCAUGUUCGCGAAGUUGUGAUGGUGGUGAGCGAUCGCGUUCGCGUAUCUGCUCUGUUAGUCAACAGUGUAAUGGUCCUUCCUUGAGCAUUGAAGUAUGCAAUGUGGAAAAGUGUGCGCAAUGGUCAACAUGGAGCAAUUGGGAAUUAUGCUCUGUAACUUGUGGAAACGGACAACAAGUAAGACGAAGGCAAUGUGUGGGCGGUAAUGGAUGUAUUGGUGAAAAUCUUGAGAAGAAGACAUGCAAACAACAUCUUUGCCCAUCUUGGUCUAUUUGGGAAGCGUGGAGUGCGUGCAGCGUAAGCUGCGGUAAUGGACAUAGGCAUCGAACAAGGAUUUGCUAUGGCAGCAAAAACUGUACCGGCGAUGCAAAAGAGCAUGAAGUAUGCAUAAGGAAUUCCUGCCCACAGUGGACCGAGUGGUCUUCUUGGACACAAUGCACUGAAACCUGCGGUACAAAAGGAACUAAACUUCGUUUAAGGACCUGCAUGAAAGACAAUUUGAUAAGUUCGCUCUGUGAUGGUGCAGCACAAGACCAAAUGACAUGCAAAGACCUCCCAGAAUGUCCUAGCUGGAUUUCAUGGAGUUCCUGGUCAACAUGUAGUGCCACUUGUGGACAUGGUCAAGAAAAUAGACAACGAUCUUGCCUUCCGAUAGGCACGAAAUGCAUCGGUGCCGAGCGCGAGUUUCGAUUUUGUCAAGAAUCGGUAUGCCCUUACUGGGAUGAAUGGUCCUCAUGGAGUGACUGCUCUGUCACCUGUGGUUCUGGAACUCGUGAACGACGAAGAAAAUGUAUGAAAGACGAUUUAAUUAAAGCGGUUACCAAAGAAGGCUUCUCUCCGGAAGAUAUAGCAAAGAGCAUCAAAAAAGUUAUCCUUCUUUAUAAGAGUGAUUGGUUUGCAGAUGAUCAAGGUGAUAUUAGGAUGCGGAUGAAUACUACGCAGCGCAGUAACAAUAACAAUCUGUUUACGUCAACUGUGAGCACCAUAGAAAAAGGAGCAAUAAAAGAACCAAAACGAGUCCUGGUAAACCGAAAUAUGAAACAAUUGCAUACUUCCAGGUUGACGGGAUUAUUUCCGUGGUUAAAGUUAUUCGAGACAAUGACAAUUGCAGUGGAAAUGCUGUUGACAGGAAACAGUGUGAAGCAGGCCUUUGUUGUAAGCUCUCAGAGUGGACAACGUGGACUGUCUGCAGCGUAA